This is a messenger RNA of Saprolegnia parasitica CBS 223.65, 566 nucleotides long. RefSeq lists its product as hypothetical. The coding region runs from base 102 to 500 and encodes 132 amino acids. The record is from RefSeq and is a predicted model, not a curated record. Lineage: Eukaryota; Oomycota; Saprolegniomycetes; Saprolegniales; Saprolegniaceae. The transcript has a single exon.
GAACACUACACCAUCUGCUAUCCUGUUGCAAACUCUACGGUAGACGGAGCACGAACCACGAAAUCGUCGCCAAACGCUCAUUUUCAAAUUUGCUCUCCACCAUGAAGGUCCAGUUCUCCAUCGCCAUGUGCCUUACGCUCCUCGCCGCUGCUUCGGCGACGCACGCCAACUGCGACAUGGAUCCGGCGACCAAGGCUCCGACGCCGUCCGUGACGCCUCUGCCGUCGUCCGCAACGCCCUCGGUGGUGCCGACGACGAGCGCGCCAGCGACCACUUGCGGCAACUGCAAGAAUUGCUACUCCCCGAGCAACGGCCUUUGCCACGCCGACUGGACGCUCGCCAACUGCAAUGCGAACCCGCACUACGUCUGGUGUGGUGAGCCCGGCUACUGCGGCACGUGCCGCGGAUGCCAAACGGCGUCUGGAUGCAUCGCUAACUGGAAAAAGACCGAGUGCGACGCCCACAUGGCCAACGGCUUUGUCUGGUGCGGUGCCAAUUAGAUUGCAUGAACGACAUUCGCAACCUCGCUAACAAAGAAGUAAGUACUUUUAACUUGUCCAUUCGAA